ACGGGUAGGUGAGGCGUUUGAGUGGGGCCUCACGCCUAGACCGGCCUUUGCUUUGCCUUUAGACGCUUUUUGAAAUGUAAAAGAAACAUGGAUCAAAGCAAGCUGCUAUCUCACAUUAACUAGGGUUACUGGACCACAACUUCACAAUGACGAGAAGAAGUCUUGCAGCGAAUUCUGCAUAUGAAGACUCCCGCGAAGCAAGCAUGGUGGUACAUCGGGGUGCAAAGCAUACAGCUGGACUCCGGAAAACAAAUAUGACGAAGAUUGUCGGUUCUUCUACCCCUUUGCGCCGCUCAAAUCGUUUGAAAGGAAGUGACCCUUUACAUGGAAGUUGGGAAGGGAAGCAGCGUUGCGGAGACGAUUGUGUUGUUCUUGACAUCCAUCAGCCGUGCAUCAAAAUGAAGGAAGUGAAAGAAAAGUAUGACUAUGAAGCAAUCCGCAAGGCUCGCAUUUCGGAAAACCAGGCUCGCAUGGAAAGUUUGGGAAUCCGAAAAACCAUGUUAGAACUUCGGUCCACUAUUCCUUCAAAGCCAAAAUUGGAUAAGAGAAAGUUGAUCAAGAGUGAAUGCUCAUCCAGCCUUUUGCGCCGUUCCAAUCGCUUGAAAAACAAACCAGCAGUUUCAGUUAAGCUAGAAGAUGAUGAGGGGUAUACUGCUCGCCAGCCGUCGUCCUAUGCGGUGGCUCGGGUUUGCUCAAGAAAGGUUAGGGGCAGUGUGCACAAUCCCAUCUACGGAAUCUCUUGCCACUUCUGCAGACAAAAGAAAUUGUGUGGUGAAGAAGAAUGCAAGCGUUGUAAUGAUUUCGACAUGAACCAACCUUGUAUAGGUAAGACAGAUUGUUCGCUUUGUCAUUCUGGUAAUGGUGUCUUUUGCCGAGCCUGCCUUGAGAUUAGAUAUGGUGAAGAUAUGGAGGAAGUGAGAGCAAAUAAAGAAUGGAUAUGCCCUCAUUGUGUUGAAGACAAAGGGAUUAAUCCAUAUUGGAUUUGCAAUAGUUCAUUUUGUUUGAAGAAGCGGGGAAUGGCUCCUACCGGGAUAGCAAUAUACAAAGCUCGAGAGAUGGGACUCAAAUCAGUGGCACAUCUACUGAUGCAUGAGCUUAUGAGCAAAGAUGAUAGAUCCAUCUGAUCACAAUUGCCGAGGUGCUUCACCUCCUUUACAAUGUGGAACUACUGUAAGAGUGUGGAGCUGGAGGCUAAUGUAUCCCACAUUCCCAUCGAUACAUUUUUUUUGCAUAUCAUGGUCAUUGAACCUUUUGCAUUUAUAACAUUAUGCAGAAAGUUGAGGGGGUGAUUCAAUCUUUUGCCUUCUUAUUGAUCUUCCAUAUAUCUUCCAUGUAUGUGAAACUGAUAACAGCUUGGAAUGUUUACUAUCUGUUGCCUAUGGAAUUUAAUGGGAAUAUGCAAUGUUAAAAACAAUGCUAGCCACCGCGCAAACCCAC
Messenger RNA from Cuscuta europaea, 1437 nucleotides. The record is from the annotation of a GenBank genome assembly. Lineage: Eukaryota; Viridiplantae; Streptophyta; Magnoliopsida; Solanales; Convolvulaceae.